Molecule: messenger RNA, 572 nt
Organism: Equus quagga
Lineage: Eukaryota; Metazoa; Chordata; Mammalia; Perissodactyla; Equidae
Product: glutathione S-transferase A2-like
Exons: 6
Coding region: 156-449 (97 amino acids)
Biological process (GO): glutathione metabolic process; xenobiotic metabolic process
Cellular component (GO): extracellular exosome; cytosol
Molecular function (GO): glutathione transferase activity
Source: RefSeq, a predicted model, not a curated record
AGCUGCUGAGCCAAGUGGGAGACAGACUUUAAUAAGACUCUCAUCUGUUACGUUGCCAAGACUGCCAGACUUCACCCAGUGGAGACUGCAGAGUGGUUUGGUGCAAUUUCCUGGGCUCAGCUGCUGAAGGUUUAAAGAACCCAGGAGACUGCAACAUGGCAGGGAAGCCCAAGCUGCACUACUACGAUGGACGAGGCCGGAUGGAUUCGAUCCUAUGGCUCCUGGCUGCUGCUGGAGUAGAGUUUGAAGAGAAAUUUAUGGAAACUUCAAAAGACUUGGAAAAACUAAGAAAUGAUGGGAGUUUGAUGUUCCAGCAGGUGCCAAUGGUGGAAAUCGAUGGGAUGAAGCUGGUGCAGUGCAGAGCCAUUCUCAACUACAUCGCCGCCAAACACAACCUCUAUGGGAGAGACACCAAGGAGAGAGCCCUGUGCGGAUUGAUAUGUACAUAGAAGGUAUGGCAGAUUUGAAUGAAAUGUUCAUCUUUUUGCCCAUAACCCCACCUGAUGAGAAAGGUGCCAAGAUUACCCAGAUCAAAGAGAACACAACAAAUCGGUAUUUCCCUGCAUUUGAAA